This is a messenger RNA of Cotesia glomerata, 549 nucleotides long. Its product is annotated as U-scoloptoxin(01)-Er1a-like. Lineage: Eukaryota; Metazoa; Arthropoda; Insecta; Hymenoptera; Braconidae. The record is from RefSeq and is a predicted model, not a curated record. The coding region runs from base 122 to 493 and encodes 123 amino acids. Gene Ontology annotation, cellular component: extracellular region. The transcript is spliced from 3 exons. Gene Ontology annotation, molecular function: chitin binding.
AUCUUCAAGACAAUACUGAUAUUACACGAGUCUCUGUUUGUUGUUUCUCCUCUAUUUUUAUCCAAGUAUAUUAGUGAAUAAAUAAAUAAAUAAAUAAAUACUAGUGAAUAAAUUGUUACAGAUGAUCUCCAAAUUUAUUUACGCGCUUGUGCUCAUCGCUGGUACCAUUUUAUAUCAGUCAACGCUUGCGCAAAUUGACGGAUACAGACCUGGAAUCGACUACCCCGUUUACAACUCAGUGCCCCCGGGCCUGGGGUUCAACUGCGGGGGGAAAUUGCCAGGUUAUUACGCAGAUCCAGAAGCUAGAUGUCAAGUUUGGCACUGGUGUCUUCCCAGCGGUCAGAUGUUCUCUUUUCUUUGUCCAAAUGGCACCGUUUUUAGCCAAACUACCCGAGUCUGCGAUUGGUGGUUCAAGGUCGACUGCAAUGACUCGCCAAGACUCUACGGUAUCAAUGAUGACUUGUAUCGAGACGUGAACGGCAACAGAAUAUAAAAACAGAUAUUUAUUUAUGUUAAAAUUGUACUAUAAUAAAAAAUACUAGUAAAAUA